UGAAAAUAUACUGUCUAAGAUCCCUCAGUUGAGCGAGUUUGGCUAUGGAGUUAAAGCAUUCUACUUGAAUAGUCAUGUCAUCAGCAGCCAUAAUGAUCGAUGAUUGCACCAUCAGAGCCCGCGCGGGGUCGAGGUUGAUAAUUCAGCAUAUAUUAAAGCAACGAAAGAUCACAACGCCCUGUCUUCGUACUACCUGACUGAAUUUUGCUGUCAUUCAGUAUACCCUCAGUCAACUUCAAGCCCAACAUGACCACCACAGUGACGAUCACCGCUCAACAGCCCGAUAUCCAGUACACGCCCGACGUGGACAAAUGGCGUGCUCGUGCGGAGCAUCGCUUGCGCUCAGAGAAUCUUCCCGGGGCACUUCCUUCCGGGUUUCCAUCAAAGCUCGACUCUGAUUUAGUCUGGGAAGGCAAGGAUAUCGCAGAGCGGUAUAAUUGGACCUAUGUCCUGACCGAGGCUGACCUAGAGGAGAUUGAUGCUGCACUGCAGCAUUUCAAAGCACUGGACAAGUCCCUUGGCUUCAUCGACCCGGAGACCUUCCCACUACCAACGCUGCACUCGACGUUACGUGGUAUCUCGCGUGAGCUCCAUAACGGACACGGAUUCAAGGUUGUUAGCGGUGUGCCGGUCGACAAGUACUCGCGUGAGGAGAACAUAAUCGUCUAUGUGGGGAUCUCCGCGCAUGUCGCUCCAAUCCGUGGUCGCCAGGACUCGUCCUAUGACGGCAAGCCGGCAGACGUGAUGCUCAAUCACAUAAAAGACUUGAGCGGCCAGGAGGGGAGCAAGGGGCGCAUUGGGGCACCGGCAUAUACAACAGACAAGCAAGUCUUUCAUACUGAUCAGGGAGACAUCAUCUCCCUCUUUGCCCUCAAUGCGGCCGCAGCCGGCGGCCAGAGUAAGCUGGCCAGUAGCUGGCGCGUGUACAAUGAGUUGGCGGAAACGCGACCUGAUCUGAUCCGCACGCUCGCGGAGAAUUGGCCUUUUGAUGGAUUUGGCAAUCCUCAGAACCCAUAUCAUGAGCGUCCGCUUCUCUUCCAUCAGGCAGCCACCGGCACGCAACCUGAACGCGUGGUGAUUCAAUACGCACGCCGUAGCUUCACUGGAUUCCAGGACUUGCCCAGGUCCAAGAAUAUUCCUCCCAUCACCGAGGCACAUGCGGAAGCUUUGGACUCGCUGCACUUUUUGGCUGAGAAGUUCGCAGUCGGCUUGGACUUCCGUAAGGGGGACAUUCAGUACAUCAACAAUUUGAGCAUCUUCCAUGCUAGAGAUGAGUUUCAAGACACCCCGGAGCAGCAGCGCCAUCUCAUUCGUCUCUGGCAGCGCGAUCCGGAGUAUGCUUGGGACACACCCGUCCCGUUGGCCAAAGCCUGGAAGCAGCUCUACGAAGGAGUCACCCCUGAGGCGCAGCUCUUUCCCUUGGAGCCUUACAUCCGGAGUGCGGCAGCUGGUGGUAGGAAGCAUUGGUUUGUCAAUGCGUCUAUAUGAUGCUAUUAGCAUAUUCUACCGUGUUCACCCCCGGUGUCGACUAUUUACCUUGCAUCGCGUGCACACCUGUACAUCGCAGCAGCACGCUUGUUGUUCAGCUCCAUUAAUUGUGGAUCUUAUCAGCGAACAUAUAUGUUUGCCUAGUCUAAGCCAUUGAAACCGGAACACGGCCGAAAUCAGAUCUACUGGAGACAAUGACCAUAGCCAGACUAAUUU
Aspergillus saccharolyticus JOP 1030-1 is the source of this 1704-nucleotide messenger RNA. Its product is annotated as TauD/TfdA family dioxygenase. The transcript is spliced from 4 exons. Bases 247 to 1488 code for a protein of 413 amino acids. The record is from RefSeq and is a predicted model, not a curated record. Lineage: Eukaryota; Fungi; Ascomycota; Eurotiomycetes; Eurotiales; Aspergillaceae. Gene Ontology annotation, molecular function: oxidoreductase activity.